AUGAGGAACAUCCUGCAGCUGUUCGCGAACCCUCCUCGUCCUCUCUCCUCCCUCCCCAACAUCAACAUGCUCUGGGCUGUGCUCACUGUGGAGGAGCUGUGCCGGUGUGGAGUGACUGUCUUCUGCCUGUGCCCGGGCUCCAGGUCGACUCCUCUCGCCGUUGCUGUCUCCUGGAACGCCAAGGCGACGUCAGUUGUCAUGCACGAUGAGAGGAGCGCUGGCUUCUACUGCGUGGGAUACGCACGAGCGAAGAGGAAGCCCGCUGCCUGCAUUGUCACCUCCGGCACAGCAGUGGCGAACCUGCUCCCCGCUGCAGUGGAGGCCUCACAGCAGGGCCUGCCGAUGCUCCUCCUGACUGCCGACAGGCCGUUCGAGCUACGGGACAACGGGUCGAACCAGACGAUCGAGCAGGCAGGAAUCUUCGGGCGCUACGUCAGGUGGAGCAGGGACCUCUGCUGCCCCUCCGACCAGAUCCCCGCCAACGUCCUCCUCUCCGACGUCGACUUCGCCGUUCAUCGCGCCUCCUCCUCGCCUCGUGGCCCCGUCCACCUCAACUUUCAGUUCCGGGAGAACCUCGCCCCUGACGGCGGGCCCGUCCGCGACAACCCGCCGGGCAACCCGAUCAGCAGCACGUGGAGCAGGGCGUGUAUCGCCUCCCUCAACAUGGCCAAGUGGGAGCAUUCGGCGCUGCCUCAUACGCUGUAUCCCUCCUCCUCCUCCCACGUCGAGGUCCCAGCAGAGGUCUUGAGCUCCAUGGCGCGUGCGAGGAGAGGCCUCGUCGUCGUCGGCAACCUCUUCACAGCAGAGGACAUGGCGACCGUCGGGUGGGUCGCGGCUGAGCUAUGCUGGCCCGUGUGGUGCGACGCUCAGUCGGGGGGCCGUUGGGACUUCGGGCCGUUCGGAAUGCGAGGAGUGAGCAUGAUGGACCAGAUGCUGACCAACCAGAGGGUCAGCGGGGCCCUCCGGCCUGAUUUCAUCCUUCAGUUUGGGGAGAGGCUGGUCAGCAAGCGCAUCCUCUCCCUUAUCUCCUCCUGCUGCUACAGCGACCGCUGCUCCUACGUGGUUGUCUCCGAUGCCCCUGGGAGGCAGGACCCCUCCGCUAUAGUCACCCACUACCUCUCGUGCUCUCCUACCGACUUCGGCAAGCAGCUGUCAAGGUGGAUGCAGCACAACAGGAUCUAUCCUAGCGAUCUCCUUCCCCUGGAGAAGAUGUCGGAGCAUGCGAGGACGGCCCUGUGGUCGUCGCUGUCGGGCUACAAGGACCUUGAGGAGCCGCUCAUUGCUCUCCGUUGCUCCGAGAGCCUCGCAAGAGGACGCGCUCUCUUCGUCUCGAGCUCCAUGCCCAUCCGAGACGUCGACAUGUUCUUCCAUGCUGCCCUCUCCCGCGAGCGACCGGAGAUCGGAUGCAACCGAGGCGCCUCCGGCAUCGACGGCAUCGUCUCCUCCGCGCUAGGGUACGCUGGAGGCAGGGGUCGACCGCUGACCCUCCUCCUCGGCGACACGGCAGCGCUCUACGACCUCAGUGCCAUCCGGCAUGUACCGGACUGCCCGCAUCCUGUGGUGCUGGUGAUUGUGAACAACGGGGGGUGCGGCAUCUUCAGGUUCCUGCCCAUCGCCCAGCAUGAGGAGAUGAUGGAGAAAUUCUUCAUCAACUCCCACCAGAUCGACUUCGAGAGCCUCGCUCGCUCGUUCGGCAUAGACUACAUGCACGCCGCUACUGCAGGUUGGCUCCUCCUACCUUGCUGCUGA
Messenger RNA from Guillardia theta CCMP2712, 1749 nucleotides. RefSeq lists its product as hypothetical. Gene Ontology annotation, molecular function: thiamine pyrophosphate binding; 2-succinyl-5-enolpyruvyl-6-hydroxy-3-cyclohexene-1-carboxylic-acid synthase activity. Gene Ontology annotation, biological process: menaquinone biosynthetic process. Bases 1 to 1749 code for a protein of 582 amino acids. NCBI's taxonomy places the organism in Eukaryota, Cryptophyceae, Pyrenomonadales, Geminigeraceae. The transcript has 2 exons. The record is from RefSeq and is a predicted model, not a curated record.